AUGUCAACCUCUUCCAGUCAACCGAAGAUCGCCGAACGACUUUCGAUUCUUAAUCGUCGUCAACUUGGCGUUCUCAGUCGACUUCACUUUAUGAAAACCAUUCUUGCUGAUUCCGAAACCCGUUAUCCAUUUCUGCCCGGUGGUGAUAAGGCAUUUGAUAAUGCGUGGAAGGUUCUGUUAAAAAAGUUUCCCAACCUUGACUCCCGGUCUAAUUCGUCCACACUGAGUAUAUUUUGCAAUCAAAAGGAGAUUUUCAAACAGGCUUCCCUUCUAUAUUACAACUUUGUCGAUGUGCUGGAAGUGAAAGAUAAUGUUUUGGACUUAUUACAACGAAUCGCCCUUGCUGGAAUUCGUCUUGAAAUAACCAUCAAUUCAGAUUUAACUUACCUUUAUCUUGAACUGACUACAAAUUACUUCGCGAUCAUGUAUUUUCUCACUCGCAUUCCUGAUCUCAAAGCUAUUCUCAUGCUCUUUAAUUUCCUGUUUGAACAGGUCAAUGGUAAGCCUGAGCCGAAUUUCGCGCGUAUGGCAGAGCGCUUUGCCGAUCCCCCAGAAAUUUUGUUAAAACACCUCCUUGAGGAGUUUAAACCUCACGCCCCUGUCCUCUCAGUUGCCCUGGCCUCUUUGAACGACUUCUUUAUUCGGCGGACAGUACGUGCUCAGAAUUGGCGCGACAGCCUUUUUCUCAAUGUUCUCGCCGAACCGCGAAAAAUCACACACACCGCACUGAGCGAUCAGCUGGCCUGUGAGUUACUCCCGUAUGAGGUGAUGGAACGCUGGGUAAUCUUCGGCUUCCUGUUAGUCGGCCCCUCAUCUUCAGGAGAUCCUGACGAUGCCUUCGCUCGUGUUCGUCUUGCACUUCGUAAUAGUUAUGUAGUUGUUCUUUUUCGUGAUGAAGUAAUUCACGUUCACAACCUUUUGACAACUUUUUUUGAAUCUGUUUGGGCCGGAAAGUCGUCUUCCAAGCGCCUCUCUGAAAUCAAGGAAGCAAUGUCGAUCGCAUAUUCUCAGGCUCCUGCAGCUCAUUCGGACAGGAGAGCUUACCUACGCUCUGCCUUACGACAGCUCCAUUCAGUCUUGUAUGAUCAGCCUGGACUUCUUGGUCCAAAAGCUUUUAUUGUCUUCUGGGGACUCUCAUACGCGACCGACGAAAUUCAUUGGCUUCUUCGCCACUCCUGCAAUGUAUUGCCAAAAAAGAAUGUUAACACCGAGGAAUUCGCUGACGUCGCUCUACCCGAAUUGCUCUACUACGUUGAAGACCUUCGUCAUUUAGUGAGGCGGUACGCCCCUAUCAUCCAACGUUUUCAUAUUCAAAUGCUUCCAUCCUACGACGUUCCUGGGCUGGAAGAAUUUCUGCGCCCUUCUCUUCCUUUCCUUCCUACGGAAGAAGUAAAUAUCUUUAAUGAUAUGUUGGCACAAUUGCGAGAUGUUGAGAAUUUGCUGACAUCUAAUUCCCCUCGGCACUGCGAAUUUACAAGCCUUCGUCUGGACUGGCUUCGAUUGCAAGCUGUUCUCUCUGCCAAAGAUGCACCACUUGCACUGUCUAAUUGCCGUCGUCUAGCAGAACACCUCCACUCCACAAUCUUCCACACUCGAUUAGUCGAUCAGAUUGACGAUCUCCUUCGCCAGGUCUCAGACCUCUCAAUUUUUUAUUUCUAUUGGAACAAAUUGGAAGAAGUGUUUAAUCACAGCCUCGUCUAUCCAUCCCAGUUACGUUACUCAGGCGUGUUUCCUACGCUUUGCUCCUGCUUUGUCAACACCUGUCACGAGAUGUGCCCCAAGGAACGUUUUAUAGUCGGCCGGGCUGCUGGAAAUUUAGCUCGCCGAUUCUGUCGAAAGCUUGUAGAUGCAAUAUGUACCGCCUUCUUUACUCGACUAGAAGAAGUUUGCUCUUUUGCUGAGCAACUGGCGCCCCAAAACAGUGUACCCUGGCUGAUCGAGGAAAAGUUGAUUAAAAAGAAGGUUGCAGAGAAUAAUGGAACCAUAAAGAAGAACAAGACCGGACUUUCGGGUAGUCAGACUCCAUUUGUGGCCGUAGUGCCCGGAACGGAGAGUUUUCGACGAGAUCGUGUUAAUCAAACCUUGCACGACAAAACCCUCUUUACCCUGUCACAGCUCUGUGCGGCACUUACUUUUCGACGAGAACUGCACGCAUUCGAGGAAAUUUUUGAUCCGCGAACUGUCCUUCAAACUGAGUUGCAAAUGCGUUUAUUCGAGUAUCUGCGCCCCAUGGUAAACGUUGUUCCCACUGGUCCUGUGGACAAAUCAGAGAUUGAGAUCCGUCGUUUGGUCAAGCCGUCUGAUAUGCUGCGCAGAGCUCGUGCCAUCAUGGAGGUGCUCGUUGACCUUGAGGAUCUCGUGCGCAUCGAUGUGGUCGCCAUCUUUAGUAGUGUGUUUGAACAACACACACAACCAAGCAGUGACACUUCGAAGGUUAGUUCUUUGUACUUUGUUCCGACUAAUUUGCGCAUUUUUGCGGUGUUGGGCAGGGAUACGAUGGAUGCAAAUUUCAAAACCUCGUUUAUAGCUUCUACAAUAGUUCAGUUUCCGUCAUGGGUCUUGUGA
This is a messenger RNA of Mesocestoides corti, 2565 nucleotides long. NCBI's taxonomy places the organism in Eukaryota, Metazoa, Platyhelminthes, Cestoda, Cyclophyllidea, Mesocestoididae. The record is from the annotation of a GenBank genome assembly.